Molecule: messenger RNA, 1344 nt
Organism: Gossypium raimondii (Peruvian cotton)
Lineage: Eukaryota; Viridiplantae; Streptophyta; Magnoliopsida; Malvales; Malvaceae
Exons: 7
Coding region: 147-1079 (310 amino acids)
Source: RefSeq, a predicted model, not a curated record
AUUCAAAGGUGGUGAGAGCAAUUUUGACCACGACACAAAGAGAAUAGAAAAGGAAAAAAGAAAAAACCUCGAAACGUCCUUGUGCUUCAUUUGAAAUAUUUCUUCCGAUAUUUGAAAUCCAACGCAUUUCACCUGACAGCAGGCAAAUGCAGAGGAGAAGAGAAAGCUCAAAAGACCUCUUUGAUAGGGGUGAGCCAUUUGAUGCUUUCCGAAGGUUUGGUAGCUUCGGAUCCCAUAAUGGUAUGAUGUCUAGCCUCUUUGGAGGUAAAGAUCCUUUUGAUGACCCCGUCUUCAGUCGUCCGUUCAGUAGCAUAUUUGAACCUAGCAUCUUUGAUCAAAGUACAACUUCUCGUGAAGCACCAAAGGGCAAUGGAGGAAAGGGAAUAGUUAUAGAAGAACUGAACUCUGAUGGUGAAGAAGACAAAGAAAAAGAUGAAGGCAACACUGAGCAUGAUGGUUCAGGCAAGGAGCCAUUCGUUGAGCACCUAGAUGAUAGUGAUAAUGAUGGGAAGAUUCUGAAUUUGAAUAUUAGGAAUGAGUAUGACAAGGUGAAAGGCUCAAAGGCACAAGCUCCUAAUUUUAGUUUUCAGACCUCCAGAGUUACAUAUGGAGGUGUAGAUGGAACUUAUUACACUUCUACAAGAAGCAGGAAGACAGGCAGUGAUGGAGUGGUGAUUGAGGAGAGAAAAGAAGCAGAUACAACAACUGGUCAAGCAACACAUAGGAUUUCUAGAGGAAUUCAUGAUAAGGGCCAUUCUGUUACAAGGAAGCUGAGCUCAGAUGGUAAGGUGGACACAACACAAACAUUACACAACUUGAAUGAAGACGAGCUUGCAGAGUUUGAAAAGGCCUGGGAAGGUAAUAGUCAGGGUCAUUUGACUGGUUGGAGCGAUGGAUUUAGUGCACCUGCGAAAGCUGGAUCUGGAACUAGUGAGCAAAUGGGAGUGGCAGUGAAGGACAGUUGGAGACUUCCAUAUAGAGAGCAGGCCCGAAACAUGGGAAAUCAAGGAGCAAACACUGAAGCAAGAACCACUUCUGGGGGUAGAACCAAGAAGGUUGUUAGGAUUAAUAUAGAAUGAACCAGGUAUGAGCAUAUACUGGUUAUGCCGCUUUGGUCACUGCACUCUAGUGCUCAUAGGGUUCUAACAAUAAUUCCGAAGCAUGGAUCUUUUCUCAAUUUAGUUGAAAGCAUUCAUUAUCCUGCUACAUGUGUAUUUGUUUGGGAUUCUGGUAAUAGUUGAGUAAAUGAACACUAGAAACUCUUCAUUUUAAAGUUGUUUUGCAUUAAAACUAGCGAUACAAGUGAAAUGGAAAGAAAAGAAAGGGCAGAAUUUCAUUAUGGUC